AUGCAGUCCACUACCCAGCUCCCUAUUGCCCUCCUGGCACCCAAUCGCGCCGAGGACGACUGGUCCGGCCUCAGUGACCCGGCCCGCCGCCGUAAGAUCCAGAACCGGCUGCACCAGCGCGCUUGGCGCCGCCGCCGCGCCCACCACAAACUUGACCAGCACCAGCAAGAUGCCACCACCAGCACGACCCUCACGGCCGCCACCGCCGAGCGCCCCGGCCAGCACCGCACAACAACAUGCACGCUCAGCGCCAGCAGCGCGCUGCUCAUGCUGUCCCGCUUCGGCGCCCGCGCCUACGCCGCCUACCUGGCUGGAGACCCGCGCACGGAUCUCCUGCUCUCGCUCGUGCAGUUCAAUGUCCUGCGCGCGCUGAUGCAGAACAACGCCGCGCUGGGCUUCGACCUGGGGUGGCUGGCUUGCGACGCCGAGUCUGUCUUCUGCGCCUCAGCCACCACUACGACUACCCCGCCAGCACAGCCAGCACAGCCAGCACCACCGCACCUGCGCCCCACGCCCCUGCAGCUCACAACCCCGCACCACCCCUGGAUCGACCUCCUGCCCUCGCCCGCCAUGCGCAACAACAUCCUCGCGCUGGGCGCCGACUACGACGACACGGCGCUGUGCGCGGCGCUAGUGGAGUUUGGGGCGGACGAGCCGCGCGAGCGCGCGGGAUUGGUGGCUUGGGGCGCUGAUCCGGCGGACCCUGCGGGCUGGGAGGUCGGCGAGGAGUUUGCCCGGCUUUGGGGGUGGGUUGUUUGGGGCGCGUGGGAUGUUUGUUGCGCUACUAAUAUGUGGAGGGAGAGGAGGGGCGAGCGGAAGUUGUUUGGGCGGGAGUGGUGCGCGCCGCCGACGAAUGCUGGGUAGGACGCUGGACGGGUACCUGCGUAGGUAAGCAUAAGCGGCUUGCGUCAGUCUGCUAGAGUAGGUUUAGGGUUUGGUUUAGGUUCUCUGCGGGCGCUAAGGCGGGCUGCUUAUGGCAAGCAAGGAUGCUUAUCCCAUAGCGGCAGAACGACGC
Aplosporella prunicola CBS 121167 is the source of this 1015-nucleotide messenger RNA. RefSeq lists its product as uncharacterized. The transcript is spliced from 2 exons. The record is from RefSeq and is a predicted model, not a curated record. Bases 1 to 864 code for a protein of 287 amino acids. Lineage: Eukaryota; Fungi; Ascomycota; Dothideomycetes; Botryosphaeriales; Aplosporellaceae.